Molecule: messenger RNA, 1599 nt
Organism: Lottia gigantea (owl limpet)
Lineage: Eukaryota; Metazoa; Mollusca; Gastropoda; Lottiidae
Exons: 7
Molecular function (GO): scavenger receptor activity
Source: RefSeq, a predicted model, not a curated record
UUUGGUUCAAAUUGUACCAACGUCUGUCAUUGUUUAAAUAAUGAAAGAUGUUCAGAGAAUGGUGAAUGUCCUGGUAGAUGUGCUGAUGGAUGGACUGGAACAACUUGUAAUCAAACCUGUGAUAAUGGUGCGUAUGGUGCUGGAUGUGAUAAACUAUGUUCAAAUAGAAAUUGUUUAUUAGAAACAUCACUAUGUAACCAUAUCAAUGGUAGCUGUCGAGGUGGAUGUAAAGAAGGAUUUGGUGGAAUUGACUGUGUUAAAAGAUGUGAAGAUAGUGUUUAUGGAGUAGGAUGUAGUAAGAAAUGUUCAGAUAGAAAUUGUUUAGUAGAAACAUCACCAUGUAAUCAUAUCAAUGGUAGCUGUCAAGGUGGAUGUAAAGAAGGAUUUCGUGGAAUUGACUGUGUUAAAAGAUGUGAAGGUGGUGUUUAUGGAGUAAGAUGUAGUAAGAAAUGUUCAGAUAGAAAUUGUUUAGUAGAAACAUCACCAUGUAAUCAUAUCAAUGGUAGCUGUCAAGGUGGAUGUAAAGAAGGAUUUGGUGGAAUUGAUUGUGUUAAAAGAUGUGAAGGUGGUGUUUAUGGAGUAGGAUGUUGUAAUAAAUGUUCAGAUAACAUAUGUUCAGAAACAUCACUAUGUAAUCAUAUCAAUGGUAGCUGUAUUGGUGGAUGUAAAGAUGGAUUUAGAGGAAUUGACUGUGUUAAAAGAUGUGAAGGUGGUGUUUAUGGAGUAAGAUGUAGUAAGAAAUGUUCAGAUAGAAAUUGUUUAGUAGAAACAUCACCAUGUAAUCAUAUCAAUGGUAGCUGUCAAGGUGGAUGUAAAGAAGGAUUUAGUGGAAUUGACUGUGUUAAAAGAUGUGAAGGUGGUGUUUAUGGAGCAGGAUGUAGUAAGAAUUGUUCAGAUAGAAAAUGUAAAGAUAAUAAUUUACAAUGUGAGAGUACAACAGGAGAAUGUAUUGAUGGAUGUCGACCAGGAUACCAGUCAGUAGAUUGUACACAAGUAUGUUCUAACGGAACGUAUGGUCUUAAUUGUACCAACUUCUGUCAUUGUUUAAAUAAUGAAAGAUGUUUAGAGAAUGGUCAAUGUCCUGGUAUAUGUGCUGAUGGAUGGACUGGAACAUAUUGUAAUCAAACUUGUAAUAAUGGUAAGUAUGGUGCUGGAUGUGAUAAACUAUGUUCAGAUAGAAAUUGUUUAGUAGAAACAUCACCAUGUAAUCAUAUCAAUGGUAGCUGUCAAGAUGGAUGUAAAGAAGGAUUUAAAGGAAUUGACUGUGUUAAAAGAUGUGGAGAUGGUGUUUAUGGAGUAGGAUGUAGUAAGAAAUGUUCAGAUAGAAAAUGUAAAGAUAAUAAUUUACAAUGUGACAAUAAAACAGGAGAAUGUAUUGAUGGAUGCCAACCAGGAUACCAAUCAAUAGAUUGUACACAAGUAUGUUCUAACGGAACGUAUGGUCUUAAUUGUACCAACUUCUGUCAUUGUUUAAAUAAUGAAAGAUGUUUAGAGAAUGGUGAAUGUCCUGGUAUAUGUGCUGAUGGAUGGACUGGAACAACUUGUAAUCAAAGUGGAUGUAAAGAAGGAUUUGGUGGAAUUGACUGUGUUAAAAGAUGU